AUGAGUGCUGAAGAGGGUGAAUUAGUCGCCUCCAAGGAGGUUACCCAGCAGGUUUUCCAGAGGCUGGCUUCGAAAUUGGAAAAUCGUGUAUGUUUUGACUGUGGAAAUAAGAAUCCAACAUGGACAUCUGUCUCAUUUGGUGUUAUGCUUUGUAUUCAAUGUUCUGCAACUCAUAGAAAUUUGGGUGUCCAUAUUACGUUCGUUAAAUCAAGUUCCUUAGACAAAUGGACUGUGGAUAAUCUGCGUAGAUUUAAAGUAGGUGGUAACCAUCGUGCAAGAGACUACUUUAUGAAAAACAAUGGUAAACAUCUUUUGAGCACAUCCAAUGUCGAUGCUAGGGCUAAGUAUACAAGUGCCGUGGCUAAGAACUACAAAAAACAUUUAGAUCAUAAAGUUACAAAGGAUAUUGAACAAAAUCCUGAUGGCAUUGUAGUUGAUGAAGAAACUGGUAAUGAUUCUUCAAAUUCUUCACGAACAGGUUCUAAAGAAGGCAGCGUGGAUGAUUUUUUCGCUAAUUGGCAAAAACCUCAAGCUUCCAAUGGAUCAAUUGCAUCUCGCGGGAGUUCAGCUGCACCUUCUCCAAAACCUUCUACUAGUUCCAGUUUUACCAAUGGCAGUGCGGAUAAAUCUAAAUCUUCCAUCUUAUCCGGUUCUAGGAAGAAGCCAAGUGUUAGUAACACAUCUUCACAAGCGAACGGUGCUAAGAAACAUUCAAUUUUAGCAUCUUCUAGAAAACCAACGAGAUUAGCCGCUAAUAAAGUGGAUAAGUCUGAAGCAAAUGAUCUUUUCGAUCAAUUUGAGAAAGAGGCUGAACAAGAAAAAGUGGAGAAAAAAUCAAAGGACUUCGGCAGCAGUAGGAAACCAAGAACUUCCUAUAAAUCAUCUAGUGCAUUUGAUGAUGAUAAGGAUUACAAUGCGGACCAAGCUAGUGCGUUUGGAAAACAGUCAAAGAAGGAUGACUUUUUCGAUGACGAUGAAUUUGAUGAACCAGCAACUCAAACUGGACCAGUGGAAGAGUUACAACCAAAAUUUGCUAAGCUUGGAUUUGGUAUGACUAUGAAUGAUGCCGAUCAAUUGGCCAAAAAGCAAAAGGAAACCCGCGUAGCUGCUGCAGGUCCUAAAUAUACGGGUAAAAUUGCCGCUCGUUAUGGUGGCCAAAAGGCAAUUUCUUCGGAUCAAUUAUUUGGUAGAGGUAGCUAUGAUGAAGAAGCAUCAAGAGAAGCAAGAGAUAAACUAAAAACUUUUGAUAAUGCCACAUCGAUUUCAUCGUCAUCUUAUUUCGGUGAAGAACAAGAAGAUGAAGAAAACUUAAUGGAGGCACAAGCCAACAACGGAUUUAUAGAUUUCAACCUGGGCGAAGACGACGACAUGCAAAUGCUAAAGAAUGCUAUUGAACAAGGUGCUCAAAAAUUAGGUAGCUACUUAAGAGACUUCCAAAGGAGGUGA
Zygosaccharomyces rouxii is the source of this 1446-nucleotide messenger RNA. It is a transcript of the gene GLO3, whose product is annotated as ADP-ribosylation factor GTPase-activating protein. The transcript has a single exon. Lineage: Eukaryota; Fungi; Ascomycota; Saccharomycetes; Saccharomycetales; Saccharomycetaceae. Bases 1 to 1446 code for a protein of 481 amino acids. The record is from RefSeq and is a predicted model, not a curated record. Gene Ontology annotation, biological process: COPI coating of Golgi vesicle. Gene Ontology annotation, molecular function: GTPase activator activity.